Rhopilema esculentum is the source of this 4414-nucleotide messenger RNA. NCBI's taxonomy places the organism in Eukaryota, Metazoa, Cnidaria, Scyphozoa, Rhizostomeae, Rhizostomatidae. The record is from RefSeq and is a predicted model, not a curated record.
GCCAUAAAUGUUGUGUGGAAUGAGAAGAUCUACUCUGUGACUUCUCUGACCUGUUUAACAUUCAGAAUGAUACCCCGUUGAAGAGACGGUGAAUGAUCUUUGGUGACGAGAGCAUGACUUCUUGCAAAGAGGUAGCAGUACAAUUUUAAAAACCUUAUCCCUGAACCUAUAACAACAUCUAGAAAUGCCAACUGAUGUACGGCAAAGAGAAGUCCUACCAAAUCUUAUUUUUAUUAUUCUUGGACUGUCAAUAGGCAUUACCACGAUUUCCUAUAUUGAAGAUGCUAUAUACUAUAGACAAAACAAAGAAGGUUUUGAAGCAGUUGUGGGUUGGUUGCAAGAGCAUGCACCCAAUGCAGUGAGGUUAAAGCAAGCCUUUUAUGAUGCAGGCAUUGUCCGACUUGAGAAGUUGUGCUUACUUACUGUUGAUGAAGUUCAAUACCUAAGUAAUGACUGGUACUUCAGUAAAAAUGUAAACCUGGAAAAUGAUUUGAGGACACUUAGAAAGGAGAUGGCAUUAAAGUUUUGGCUAAAAGAAGGCAAGUUAGAGGAUAUCUUCAAAAAACUAUCUGAUGGUGGUAUCAAAAGCCUUGAGAUGCUAGUUAAUGGUCUCCAGUAUGAUAAAUUGGCUCACUUACUCAAUGCUGAAGAAGCAAAAAAAAUCCAGGAUUUAUGGGAGAGAGUUUGGAUGUUGAGGAGCCAAUCUGAUCCUAAUCUUCUGGACCAAUACCCAGUAGAAAAACCAACCUCUGUCUUCAUGAAAUUACUUGGCCUGUUUUGGAGAAUCACAAGAUCACUUGCAAGACUGAUUCUGCUACUAUCAAUCAUUGCUCUAGUUCUGAUUGUACUUGCUACACUGCUGCUACGCUACCUCUAUUCACUGCUGCUACGCUACGUCUUUGAAAACGUUUUAGCAGCAAUAGGACAGGGAAUAGGACAAGCAUUGAGAAACCUUCAGACACGGAGUCGGCAUCUUCCUGUGGUACCGUCAGUGGUGAGCCCAAGACGUCCUCUUUCUUCUCCCCCACAGAGUGAGAAUUCUCAAACAGCGAGUGGGUUAGGACAGAGGAUCUUAAACUUUUUAUUUGGAAGAAGAGAUAACACAAGACCCCAGGUGCCAUUCAGUCCAAAUAAAACUUCAUUUGAUUUCUCUUGGGGUGAUAAAGAAGCAGUUGUUGGUGAAAUGUGCAGUAUCACUAUUAAGUUUUAUUCCACUAUGUUUCGGGCAGUUGAAUGCAGUAAGAUCCAAAACCCUAUGGCAGUUAUAAUGUGCGGAGUUGAUGUAGUACCAAGUGCACUUGAGGAAAGCAGCCAAUGGUCUUUCAAAGCUAAGUUCACUCCGACUUCUGCCAGCGAACAUGAUAUUUCUUUUUACGCCAAUGGGAUCUGUGUUAAAUCUUUCACAAAAAAAUUUAUACCAGGGGCUGUUGUUCCAUCUAAAACAAGAGUAAAAACCCCCAGCUCAACAAUCGUGCAAAAACCAUAUAUGCCAGCUGAUUUAUCUUUGAGUGAAUGCGAUAAAUAUGGCAAUGUCUGCAAAUCUACAGAGGAAUCUCUUGAAAAGUAUACCGUCACGGUCACUCAGAUUAAAGAAAAUGGCAGGGAGAUGAAUCAAGGCGAUGGUUAUGUAUAUCUGGUUGACAGUUUUGCAAUGGUGAUGAUCUUUCAUGACAUCGGGUGUUACAAAGUAUCCAUAACACACGGGGACCAGCCUAUAGCAAACAGCGAUAUCACUUUCAUUGUCUUAUGCGGGUCGAAAAGGAAAAAAGUUUACAUAUAUUUAACAACAAAGCAACUUCUUAUUAAAGAAUACUACAUGAAAAUAAUACCGAAAAGAUGCCGUGCUAUGCGAAUUCGUACAACACUUAAGUUCUCGUUGCUACCAAAUAUUGACAAUGACACUGGCUAUCCUCUUAUGACUAUUGAAGUGCCCAUGAAUGAUCCAAUUUUACUGGCUUGCAAAAGUAGGGAUCUCGUCGUUGCUGCAUUCACACAAACACUUCUUAGAAAGACAGGGGGUGCCGAUACAUUCGAUAAUAAACGAAGUUAUCUGUAUUCAGAGCUGAGAAAACGUUACAGCGGAAAAUCCCACUCACGGCACACUAUUCGGGUCAAUAGAGAGACACUUCUUAAAGAUUCCCAGCAUGCUGUGAAGUACUUAAGUGACAGCGACUGGGGGAAGGAAUUUGUAGUUGACUUCAUCAAUGAGCCUGGUCUCGACUUUGGAGGUGUCAGGAGGGAAUGGUUCCAGGUUUUAUGCGAUUUGCUGUUCAAGCCCGAGAACCAUUUGUUUCACAAAUCAGGAAAGGAUGAUGCACAGUCUUUGAUUCACCCGAACCCGUUCAGACCAGCGUCCUUGAAAAGGCUAGAUCUCUACGAAUUUGCUGGAAAAAUCGUUGCAAAGCAUCUUAUCGAGUGUGCAUUUGACAGACAACAAUUCGUGAGGGCCAGAUUUUCCAGAGCGUUUCUUUCUCAAAUUAUUGGCUUGGAUGUUUCAUGGAGGACUUUUGAAUCAGACGAUAAAGAGUUAUACAGAACAAAGAUUGACUACAUUCUGAAAAAUAACCCAGAAGAGUUGGAUUUGACAUUUACCGAGGAUGUUUAUGACGAUGAGCAAAAUUUUAUCAAGACAGUCGAACUGCUGCCCGGAGGGAGUCGAAUAGAUGUCACCAAUGACAACAAACUAAAGUAUCUACAACUCAGUGCAGAAUACAGGAUGAUUAAAAGUGUUAAAGAUGAAAUAAACUCUUUUACCAAAGGUUUCAAUGCUCUAAUACCAGAAAACCUCCUCUCGAUAUUCGAUGAAAGUGAAUUGGAGCUUCUUAUAUGUGGGACACACGAAAUAAGUCCAAUGGAUCUUAAAGAGAAUUACGUAAAGUGCUUUGGCGGAGGCUACAGUUUUGACAACACACUGGUGUGGUUUUGGGAGAUUAUCUUUGGUUUCAGUCAAGAGGAACUUGCACGUCUUCUUCAGUUCACUACAGGCUCUGCCCAAUUGCCUCCUGGUGGCUUCAAAAAUCUUAAUCCAAUGUUUCAAAUCAACUCACAUCCUGGCACUGAUGUUCUGCCAUUAGCACAUACCUGUUUUAACAUGCUUUGUUUGCCCGUCUAUUCAUCGAAAGACAAAUUCAAGCGCUUGCUGUUAAUUGCAGUUAAUGAAGGGUCUGAAGGAUUUGGCUUCGGGUAAAUGUAAAAAUUUGAAAAGACACUAGUUCCACUUCAUUGAGAUGUAAAUAAUUUGUUAACAAUUACCCCUCGAAAUUGUUGAUAAAAUUUUGGAAUUGUUUAAGUAAACAAAUUUAGGUUUUAGCUCUGGUAAGUCUAAGUUUUGGGAAGAUUACUCCGUAUAAUGAAAAAAUUUUUAUACCUUUAUAAGAGGCCCUUUUUAACGUACCAGCUAGGGGGGAGGGGGCAAUUUCCCCUCCAGCCCCAGUAUUCUUCUAUUGCUUAAAGCAAUAAAAUUUUUUCCUCCUCAAAAUAGAAACAAAUGCUUUCCUCCGCAGCUAAUUUCUUUUCUAUAAGGUUAUCCUGCAUAUAACUUUUUACUGUCUUUGAGAAAAUGAAUCGCCGCAAAUGUGUAGCUACCAGUCUCGAAAUAGUUUACAUCAAACAUUUUUUAAAAACGAGAUGACGCUGCAAUAUAGAAGUAUCCGUAAAAGUCAAGCAUGGUAUGUCCAAUGUCUUGUGCCUGACUAUUCAAGAGUAAAACGAGCGUAGUUACUUUUAUUCUGAAUUUUUUCCUGUUCGCUGAAUCGUUUCUGUCCUAUACACUUCAGGCACCGCGGAGUAGGGGGGCUGGGCUGGGCUGGGCUGGGGCAAUGGCAUCCCACUCUUUACAAAAAAUGCAAAAUAUUUAGAAGUGAACCACCAGUAAAGCCUCUUUGUAUUCUGUUUUAGCCCCCGCACUUUUUUAGACCUUCCCCCUCCCACUUUUCUCAACGCUCCGUGGUGUCUGGCACUUCUAUACUGGUUGAUGUUAAGAACUGUAUUUAUUUCAUUAGAAACCGUCUUAACCAAAACUUUAAAGAAACGUCAAGUGAAGUAGUUUUGUACCAGAUCUCAGAGCACAUUUGCGAGACUCAAUUGUACUUCACAAUUUCCUCAGAUAAGAACAGGUCAGCAAGGUAUGUAGAUACUUUAAACCAACCUAUGGCAAAAAAAAUUGUGUUGACUUGUGCAAAUUUCAGUCUAUAGUGAAACACAUUCGAUGCAUGCGGUCACUAUCGGCUAAGGCGUGACUCGAUGUAAUUAAGUAAAAUAGCAAAAAGUAUUUCGUGUUUUAAAAUAUUUAGAUUGUUUCUUUAUGUAAUGAGAGCCAAUUUAUUUUAGUGAUCGCUUUUAUAACAACAUUCAAUUUUAUAAAUUAACGCCUAAAUCUGUACAAAUUGAUAAGAUAAUGCAACACAUUAUUAAA